AUGAAUCUUCAAACCCUGAUUUAUAAAUCUCACAUUCCGAAUCAAAUCCCUAAAAUGAAUCUGAAUUUCUCUUCCACACGUCUCCAAAAUUGUCAGGUAACGCCAUUGAACCGAAUCUGCAAACACCGCAAGCAAAUAAUUACUGCUUGUUUAAAGCAAAAGAUUCCAGUGAAACUAGAGAACUUGAAUCCGGAUUCAUGCAUCAGCGAUGAACAACAAGUAAAAGCGGUAACACUUGGAGAAGAAAUCCCAGUGGUAAAUUCUAAUGGUAAAGAAGAAUUCUCUGGCAAUGAAAGCAUUUGGGAUCAAAUGGUGGAGAUUGUAAAGUUUUCAGGGCCAACAGUUGGUUUGUGGUUAUGUGGACCUUUGAUGAGUCUCAUUGACACUGCAGUUGUCGGUCAAGGAAGUUCUAUUGAACUUGCUGCUCUAGGUCCAGGAACAGUGUUUUGUGAUAACACAAGUUAUGUUUUUAUGUUCCUUUCAAUUGCCACUUCAAAUUUAGUAGCUACUGCAUUGGCCAAGCAGGAUAAGGACGGAGUGCAACACCAGAUAUCUAUACUGCUCUUCAUUGGGUUGGCCUGUGGUGUUGUGAUGUUAAUCUUUACAAGAUUGUUUGGUACUUGGGGCAUUACUGCUUUCACAGGGGCACACAAUACGGAAAUAACAAAUGCAGCAAAUACUUAUGUCCAGAUUCGAGGAUUGGCAUGGCCUGCAAUGCUUGUUGGUUGGGUUGCCCAAAGUGCAAGUUUAGGCAUAAAAGACUCAUGGGGACCUUUAAAGGCUUUGGCAGUUGCUACUGCUAUUAAUGGCAUUGGCGACAUAGUCUUAUGCAGAUUCUUUAAUUAUGGUAUUGCUGGAGCAGCAUGGGCAACGAUGGUGUCCCAAGUUGUUGCAGCUUAUAUGAUGAUUGCAGCUCUGAGCAAAAAUGGGUAUAAUGGUUUUGCCUUAUCUGUCCCAUCAUUGGAUGAACUUCUACAGAUUUUCAUGCUUGCAGCACCUGUGUUCCUAACAAUGAUGUCAAAGGUGGCAUUCUACUCUCUACUUGUCUACUAUGCUACAUCAAUGGGCACAUACACUGCUGCUGCACAUCAGGUCACACGACAACUGUACUGCAUAUUUACAGUAUGCAUUGAGCCGCUCUCUCAAACAGCGCAGUCAUUUAUGCCUGAAUUGUUACAUGGAGUGAAUCGGAACUUGUUGAAGGCCCGGAUGCUGUUGAAAUCGCUUUUGAUUAUUGGAGCAUUAAAUGGAUUAAUAAUGGGAACUGCUGGAGUGUUAAUGUCAUUGUUUUUCUCCAAAAUAUUUUCAACUGAUCCUUUGGUCAUACAAGAGAUGCAUAAUGUACUGCUGCCAUUAUUUCUAGCUCUCUUGGUAGCUCCGUCUGUUCUUUGUCUUGAAGGAACCUUGUUGGCUGGAAGAGACUUAAAAUUUUUGAGCAUAUCAAUGACCUCCAUAUUUGGUUUGGCUUCUCUUCUCGUCUUGCUCUUCAGCAGUAAAGGAUUUGGUUUGUCGGGGUGCUGGUUUGCACUAGUAGCUUUUCAAUGGACACGAUUUUUGGUAGCUCUACGGCGACUCACGAUGGUGGAUGGCAUGCUUUAUUUGGAAGGCUCAGUUCAUGAUGAGUUUCAAAAGUUGAAAGUUUCAUAG
Molecule: messenger RNA, 1647 nt
Organism: Solanum verrucosum
Lineage: Eukaryota; Viridiplantae; Streptophyta; Magnoliopsida; Solanales; Solanaceae
Product: protein DETOXIFICATION 46, chloroplastic-like
Exons: 14
Coding region: 1-1647 (548 amino acids)
Biological process (GO): transmembrane transport
Cellular component (GO): membrane
Molecular function (GO): xenobiotic transmembrane transporter activity; antiporter activity
Source: RefSeq, a predicted model, not a curated record